Messenger RNA from Ricinus communis (castor bean), 989 nucleotides. RefSeq names its product pathogen-related protein. The coding region runs from base 107 to 835 and encodes 242 amino acids. The transcript is spliced from 4 exons. The record is from RefSeq and is a predicted model, not a curated record. NCBI's taxonomy places the organism in Eukaryota, Viridiplantae, Streptophyta, Magnoliopsida, Malpighiales, Euphorbiaceae.
AAAAGAAAAAAAAAAAAAGAACAAAGGAUCUCUUCUGGCAACCAUUCAUGUGUGUAUAAAAUGGAGAGAGCCACUCCACAUUUUAUCAUCAUAAAAAAAAGUUGGUAUGGGAAGUAAAGAAACAACACCUUUUCCAACAACUGGAGAUAAGUAUAGGUCUUUCUUAUAUGAUGAAGCUGAGACUACCCAGUGGAGAGAUGGUGGCCCUCCCAACUAUGAUAGUGUUAAUCAACUGUUUGAAGAAGGCAGAUCUGAGGAAUGGCCAAAAGGGUCACUAGAAGAAAUUGUUCAGAAUGCUAUCAAGUCAUGGGAAAUGGAGCUUUCACACAAGACUUGCUUACAGGAUUUCAAGACCAUAAACCCUGACAAAUUCAAGCUUAUUGUAAAUGGAAGAAAGGGGCUAUCAGCAGAAGAGACCCUUAGGAUUGGAAGCUACAAUGCUUUGUUGAAGAGUUCAAUGCCGAAGGAGCUUCAGUACUACAAAGCAGAUGAAGAGAGCUUUGAAUCAUCGCAUGAAGCAUUUAGGUUGGCUCUUCCUCGUGGGUUUGCAUGGGAAGUGAUCAGUGUGUAUUCAGGACCUCCUGUGAUUACUUUCAAGUUUAGGCAUUGGGGUUUCUUCGAAGGACCUUUCAAAGGCCAUGCUCCCACCGGAGAAAAAGUUCAAUUCUAUGGCUUGGGAGUUCUCAAGGUGGAUGAGUCUCUAAAGGCAGAAGAAGUGGAGAUUUACUAUGAACCAGCAGAGCUAUUUGCUGGUCUACUAAAAGUACCAAUGGCCCCAACAGAUGACACCUUCAAAGCUCCAACCCUAACUGGCAGUUGUCCCUUCUUCAAUUAGAUGCGUUUGUUGUUACUCUGCGUGUGUAUGUGCAAGGAAUUAAAAGUUGUGUUUGGGCUUGUUUUUUUCUAUUCCACCCACUUAUGGUGGCUUCUGUUGUGCUUGCAUUUAUAAUGAAUACGAAUUAUUUAUAAUGAACUAAUUAUAAAAAUAA